AUGGUCGAUCUGAACACCAAGGGCGAAAAGAAAUUUCGCUCAGGUGGCCGUCCGCCUGAAGAUGUGCUUCUCAAACUCAACAAGACGAUUGGCAAAGAUCGCAAGCAGACGUAUGGUUUGAACAGGACGGAUGACGAGAAGGUGCUCAAGGCUCGUGAGAUCGAGCAUCGCUGGACGCGCAUUGUAACCAAUGACCUGGAGUCAAUUCCCUUUGCACUCUUUAUCUUUGGCAUUGGCGUCCUGGUCAAUAGCAAUCCUAUCGUGCACACAGGCGCCAUGACCAUCUACACGGUUUCACGCUGCUUGCUCACAUACGCGUACGCACACAGGAUGCAGCCACAUCGUUCCAUUUGCUGGCUUGGAGGCGUAUUCGCCACUGUAGUUGGCCUUGGUAACGCUAUCAUUGCCAUCCUGUAG
Molecule: messenger RNA, 417 nt
Organism: Plasmopara halstedii
Lineage: Eukaryota; Oomycota; Peronosporomycetes; Peronosporales; Peronosporaceae
Product: Membrane-associated, eicosanoid/glutathione metabolism (MAPEG) protein
Exons: 2
Coding region: 1-417 (138 amino acids)
Cellular component (GO): membrane
Source: RefSeq, a predicted model, not a curated record